UCACUCCUCUUUGCACCCGACCGCAGAGGCUGAGACUCUGGGUURAACUGGACACCAAAGGUCCAACCAUCAGGCCAAGAUGGGGGUGAAGGAAAUGUUUAAUUUGGCCUGGGUGCCAUCCAUUCUCCUGCUCGCCUUGAUUUAUGUGGUCUACGUGUUGAUUGGUGGGGUGAUUUUCUGGAAGCUGGAAGGAGACCUCGGCGGGAAGGAUGUCAGUGGGUUACUGAAACGUAAAGAAGCUAUUUUUACGAAGUACACCUGUCUGAAUCAAGACGGUCUGGUGGCUGUGGCCCAGGUUGUUCAAGAUGUUUCAAAGGCAGGUUUAAGUCUGAAAGACAACCGCACCACAGACGGCUUCUGGAAAUUUACCAGCUCUGCUGUGUUUGCUGCAACAGUGGUCACAACUAUAGGUUAUGGAAACAUGAGUCCCACUACGACAGUUGGUCAGAUCUUCUGUGUGUUCUUCGCACUCUUCGGUAUACCUCUGAAUGUGGUGGUGCUCAACAGAGUGGGAAAGUACAUGCUGGCAYUGGAGAGGAACAUCUCAGACUUUAUUGAAGGCAAAACUAAACGAAAGACGUGCACGCGUUUUUUCGUCCACUCCAUCAGUUACAUUUGUGGAGCAGUCCUUUUCUUCAUUGUGCCCAUGAUUGUGUUCCAGCAGCAGGAAGGCUGGACCUACUCCCAGGCCAUCUACUACUGCUUCAUCACCCUCAGCACCAUCGGUUUUGGAGAUUUUGUAGCUGUUUGUCUUUCAGAUAACAAUCCAGAUUAUAAUUACCCAGACUGGUACAGCGUCCUCAUGGCAACCUGGAUCUUCUUUGGUCUGGCUUGGCUUGCUCUGGUUAUUAACCACUCUAUCGACAUCCUGGAGCGGGUCAACGUCUACUUCAAACAGCUGUGCUGCGGCCAGAAAUCUGAAGGAGUGUCGGGCAAAGGAGAAGAUAACACUGAAACAAAACUGGAAGAAGUAGAAGAAGAAAUCAAGACGCCUCCAAAACCUCAUUAAUGUCUUAAUCAUUAACUGUAAGAUAAGAAUUUAAUGGCAGGCUGUAAGUAGAUUUGUACCAUCAGGCUGUGAAUGCUGGGAGUAUGAACUAUAAUUUGUUUAAUAUUCUGUGACUGGGCAAAGUUUGGCUCUUUUAAUGUAUUUUACUUUUAUUUUAUUUUUCCAGAGGAAGGGCUGUUUAGAGGCAUUCAUAAAACAAAACUCAAAGAGCACAUUUUAUUACAUUUAACUAAGGUUGUAGUUCCUGUUUCCACACAAGGUAAAGCCUGGUUAUUUAAAUAAAACUUGAGCAAAUCA
This is a messenger RNA of Austrofundulus limnaeus, 1306 nucleotides long. RefSeq names its product potassium channel, subfamily K, member 17 (gene kcnk17). The record is from RefSeq and is a predicted model, not a curated record. The transcript has 5 exons. Gene Ontology annotation, cellular component: plasma membrane. Lineage: Eukaryota; Metazoa; Chordata; Actinopteri; Cyprinodontiformes; Rivulidae. Gene Ontology annotation, biological process: potassium ion transmembrane transport; stabilization of membrane potential. Gene Ontology annotation, molecular function: outward rectifier potassium channel activity; potassium ion leak channel activity. Bases 80 to 1009 code for a protein of 309 amino acids.